GUAAAUUAAACAUUAAAACAAAUAUACAUUCUUGAGUAAAAAAUUGUCUACAGAACCGUAAGUGAGGCGCCUUCUUUAACGUUUCGACCUUGAAAUUAGUGAUCUUGGAACUUAAAUUUAAGCUGCGAAAAGAGAUUUGAGAAAUUGUGUAUGUAUCGAAUUUUCUUUGUUUUAUACAUUUACAGUGUUAUGACAAUAUAUGUGCUUAGUCAUGUUUAAAGCCAUGUAAAGCUCCAGAAGAUUUUAGCGCCUUGCAGUCAUCAUGAAAGCAGUUUGUUAGUUGGUCAUCGACAGUGAUCGCAAUACGACGUUUUAAAAAUUAUUCACACGUAUAUUUAAAAAGGGAAGAAAUUAAAUAUCAACGGGCUUAUCGUAACAGUGUUAAUAGAUGUGGUUUUUAAUUUUAUGUGUGGUCAUUGGGUGGCUCCUCUAUAAGUAUGGGCUGAGAAAUGAGCACUUCUUCCGAGAUCGUGGUGUUAAGUACCACAAGCCUUUACCCUUUUUCGGAAAUUCGUUCAGAUUCUUCAUUCAGCAGGAAAAUCUUAUAAGCCAUGUUCAGAAACUUUGCAAGGAUUUUAGAGAAGAAAAAAUUUUUGGAAUAUUCGAUGUUAUGAAACCAACUUUGGUUAUUCAAGAUCCUGAACUUGUGAAAUAUCUUGCAAUUAAGGAAUUUGAUCACUUUACUGAUCAUCGACAGUUGAUCACACCAGAUAUUGAUCCCCUGUUCUCUCAUUCCCUAUUCUCCCUCAAAGGACAAAAAUGGCGCGAAAUGAGAGCAACACUCAGUCCAGCAUUCACAGGAAGCAAAAUGCGCCUAAUGUGCGGUCUUAUAGUGGAAAUAUGUGAGCAAAUGGUUGAUUUCCUAAAGACAGAAGCUCAAACAAAAGGACCUCAAGCUCAUGAAGUUAAAGAAUUAUUUUCCAGACUAGCUACUGACAUAAUUGGGACAUGUGCUUUUGGGAUUAAGGUGGAUUCCUUGAAAGAAGAGAAGAACAAAUUUUACGUUGUUGCUAGUGAGAUGUUCAAUACAACUUCAGUACUUCUAACAAUUAAAUUUAUUGCUGCCAGAGCAUGUCCCAAGUUGAUGAAGCUUUUUGGUGUUACAAUCUUCGAUGAGCACUAUAGGCAUUUCCUAAACGGUUUAGUCUUAAAUAAUAUGAAAACGCGCAUGGAGAAAAACAUAGUUCGACCUGAUAUGAUCAAUCUUCUAAUUGAAGCCCAGAAAGGAACACUAGACAACACAUCAACUGAUCAAGAUUCCGCAGGUUUUGCAACAGUUGAAGAGUCUCAAAUGGGAACUGUUGCUAAAAAGACAUCCUGGACUGAAGAAGAAAUUGUGUCGCAAUGUUUCAUAUUUUUCUUGGCGGGAUUUGAUACUUCAUCAACUGUUCUCACCUUCGUAGCCUAUGAAGUUGCAAGGGAUCCAAAAGUCCAAGAAAAACUCUAUCAGGAAGCUAAAGCAUUCUAUGGUGAAUUGAAGGGAAGUCCACUGAAGUACGAAACCUUGCAGAAGAUGAAGUACCUGGACAUGGUGGUUUCUGAAACUCUACGACUUUGGCCACCUGCUGCGGCUGUUGAUCGUAUCUGCACCAAGGACUUUACAAUGGAAUACGACCAGGGUAAAAAGUAUACUUUCACGAAGGGUGAACAAAUCUGGAUCCCCGUUGGAGGUUUCCAUUUCAAUCCAAAAUACUUUCCCGAACCAGAAAAGUUUGACCCAGAACGUUUCAGUGACGAAAACAAGUCUUCAAUCAAUCAAUCUGCAUACAUGCCUUUUGGAGUUGGCCCUAGGAAUUGCAUUGGAUCACGUUUUGCUUUGAUGGAAGUUAAAUCCCUUAUAUUUUACUUAAUUGUAAACUUCCAUUUUGAUUUGUCGAACAAAACUGAAGUUCCUCUUGUUAUGAAGGGAUCAUUUGUGGGACUUAAAGCAAGAUCUGGCGUUUGGAUCAAAUUCCGUCCAAGGGAGUAAAAUUUGGUUAAAAACAUGAGGAUGAGGUCCAUGAGGUCUUCUUGUGACCGGACUCAUUCCACAAUAGAGUGGUACUUUGCACAUUGGAGUAGUAAUAAUAAGUAAUAAUAAUAAGUUUAUUGGUUCAUGCCCAGGAUACAGAAAGUAACAUGUAGGACUAUACAAUGAGUAGAGUUACUUCAAGAUUUUAAGACGAGAUAUGAUAAAAAAAAUAAAGAAAAAAAUAUAAUGUUUUUAAAGUAUUUUUUAAAAGUAGAGUAUCUUGUAAAACAUUUAAUUGGAUUUAUUCUGAAGAAUAUGUGCUUUAAUUAAUUAAGAAAAAAACUGUAAUAACUUAAUAAGACGCAAAGUAUUAAAGAAUUUUUUUUUCUCUAAA
Molecule: messenger RNA, 2345 nt
Organism: Phlebotomus papatasi
Lineage: Eukaryota; Metazoa; Arthropoda; Insecta; Diptera; Psychodidae
Product: probable cytochrome P450 9f2
Exons: 3
Coding region: 389-1969 (526 amino acids)
Molecular function (GO): iron ion binding; heme binding; monooxygenase activity
Source: RefSeq, a predicted model, not a curated record